AUGCGCACGGCUAGCGCGCUCGUGUUCAGCUUGCUGGGCUUUUUAGCACUCGCUGACCCUCUAAGCUCGAACGAACUCGCCAGCAAGGGGACGACGCCGGCACUUCCCCUCGGACUGUGGAAGGAGGCGAAGCUGCGUCGACGACACGACGAUGGCGCUCGUGGACCGUGGGUGGACUCGCAGACCGGUCAAAUACCCUUCCUGAGCCGACACGAGCCGAGCACGUCCUACCAGGAGCACUACUUCGACCAGCUCGUCUCGCACAACCCCCACUACCCUCCGACAACGCCUGACGAGACCUGGCAGCAGCGAUACUGGUUCGACGCGACGUUUUACAAGCCUGGAGGGCCUUUCUUUCUUCUGGACGCGGGCGAGACGGACGGCGAGGGACGGUUGCCCUUUCUCUCGCAGGGUAUCCUGCGCAUCCUUUCCGAGGCGACAAAUGGCAUAGGCAUCGUCUUCGAGCACCGCUACUACGGCAAGAGCUUCCCCGUCUCCAACUUGACGACCGACUCGCUCCGCUUCUUGACGACUCGCCAGAGCCUCGACGACGGCGCACACUUCGCUCGGAAUAUCGUCCUGCCCGGCCUCGAGAACGUCGACAUUCAAGCAGGCGGCUCAACACCAUGGAUCUACUACGGCGGCAGCUACGCAGGCGCCAAAGCGGCGUUGGCGAGGAACCUGUACCCAGACGUCUUCGCCGGAGGAAUCGCUUCGUCCGCUGUGACGGCGGCAAUCGAGGACUACUGGCAGUAUUACGAGCCCAUCCGCCAGAACGGCCCUUCCGAAUGCAUCGACCGCCUUGUCAACCACACCUCGCUCAUCGACUCGCUCCUCGCUCUUGAGCAGCCUGCCCUCACGAGCGCACUCAAGGGCUACUUCGGCCUCGGCAACGUCACCUCGGACGCCGACUUUGUCAACGCGCUUGCGAUCCCGCUCGGCUCAUGGCAGGCGCGGAACUGGGACCCGUCCGUCGGCAGCACGCGCUUCUUCGAGUUCUGCGACGCCAUCACCGCCAACUCGUCGUCCAUCUACGAAGCCGACCUCUUCCAGCCCGCCCAGCUCGCCGCCCUCCCUUCCCUCCCGAGAGACCCGCGCAAGGCUCUCGCAAGCUUCGCCGGCUACGCCUCGUACGUCCGUGAGCACGUCGCGACGCUCUGUCCGCCCGACACGGCGCAGGACGACUGCUUCGGCACGGACGAGUACAGCGGCGACGAGCUCGACGACUACGAGUGGAAGAGCUGGGCGUACCAGUUCUGCACGGAGUGGGGCUACUUCAUCGGCGCGCCGCCCGACUCGGAGCACCCUUCGCUCGUUUCGCGCCUCUUGACGACCGAGUACACGAGCAAAAUCUGCCGCAAGGCGUUUCCGCCCGGCGAGCUGAACAGCGUUCCCAACCGCCCGAACGUCACGGCCAUCAACCAGUACGGCGGCUUCAAUUUCUCGUAUCCGCGCCUCGCCUUCAUCGACGGCAGCGAAGACCCCUGGAUCUACGCCACGCCACACUCGCCUCUCGCUCCGCACCAUGGCCACCGCCGCUCGACCACCUCCGAGCCGUUCCUCCUCAUCAAGGGCGGCGUCCACCACUGGGACGAGAACGGUCGUCCGAGCCCGCCCGAGCCGGAAGAGAUCCAGCGGGUGCAUCGCGAGGAGGUCGAGUUUGUGCGGGCGUGGCUGGAGGAAUGGAGGGAGGAGCAGAGGGAGAAGGAGAGGAAGCGAAGAGGGAGGUGGAGGUGGCGAGGCGAGGGAAGGGGGAGGCAGAGGGAGAGGGCGAGGUGGGCCUAG
Rhodotorula toruloides NP11 is the source of this 1785-nucleotide messenger RNA. RefSeq names its product extracelular serine carboxypeptidase. The record is from RefSeq and is a predicted model, not a curated record. The coding region runs from base 1 to 1785 and encodes 594 amino acids. Lineage: Eukaryota; Fungi; Basidiomycota; Microbotryomycetes; Sporidiobolales; Sporidiobolaceae. Gene Ontology annotation, molecular function: serine-type exopeptidase activity; dipeptidyl-peptidase activity. Gene Ontology annotation, biological process: proteolysis. The transcript is spliced from 6 exons.